This is a messenger RNA of Bombina bombina (fire-bellied toad), 933 nucleotides long. RefSeq names its product olfactory receptor 5V1-like. Bases 1 to 933 code for a protein of 310 amino acids. Gene Ontology annotation, cellular component: membrane. NCBI's taxonomy places the organism in Eukaryota, Metazoa, Chordata, Amphibia, Anura, Bombinatoridae. Gene Ontology annotation, molecular function: G protein-coupled receptor activity; olfactory receptor activity. Gene Ontology annotation, biological process: G protein-coupled receptor signaling pathway. The transcript has a single exon. The record is from RefSeq and is a predicted model, not a curated record.
AUGACAGAAUUUAUAAUUACUGUAAACAAGACAAUAUUGAUGGAGUUCUUGCUGUUAGGAUUUUCAGAUAUUCCUGACUUAAAACCUUUCUUGUUUUCCAUGCUUCUUCUUGUGUAUAUGAUGACACUAGCAGGAAACGGAGCAAUCAUCAUGGUAACCAGUUUGGAAAAGAGCCUCCAGAAGCCAAUGUAUUUCUUUCUAUGCAACCUGUCGAUACUUGACAUAUGCUACACUUCAACCACCAUGCCUAAAAUGUUACAGACUCUUCUAACAGAAAAUAACUCUAUAUCAUUUAAUGGGUGUGUGACUCAGAUGUAUUUAUUUGUGACCUUUGUGGGCACUGAGUGUGUUCUCCUCAGUGUUAUGUCAUUUGAUCGCUUUGUAGCUAUAUGUCGCCCUCUGCAAUAUUCUGGGAUUAUGGGACCUAAAUUUUGCAUUAAUUUGGCAAGUAUUUCCUGGUUAUGUGGCUUUAUGAAUUCUUUAGUGCAUACUGUCUUCACUUUUCGUUUAAAUUUCUGUGUCUCCAAUAGGAUAAAUGAUUUCUAUUGUGAUAUACCUCCACUCCUUUCACUUGCCUGUGAUGAUACAACUGUUAAUGAACUUUUGCUAUUGUCCAUUGGAGUUUUUAUAGGGUGGACUCCAUUUCUCUGCAUCAUUGUAUCCUACAUAUACAUUAUCAUAACGAUUAUUAAAAUCAGCUCUGCUAAUGGUAGAAAAAAAUCUUUCUCUACUUGCACAUCUCACCUUACAGUAGUUAUUUUAUAUUAUGGGAGUGCAAUCUUUAAUUAUGUAAGGCCGGUUUCUACUUACUCAUUAGGCAAAGACAGACUAAUAUCAAUUUUAUUUAGCAUUGUAACUCCUACAUUAAACCCACUGAUAUACACUUUAAAGAACAAAGAUGUAAUAAAAGCAAUGAAGAAAUAUGUUCUUUAA